Trichoderma harzianum CBS 226.95 is the source of this 1902-nucleotide messenger RNA. RefSeq lists its product as hypothetical. Gene Ontology annotation, biological process: nucleotide catabolic process. NCBI's taxonomy places the organism in Eukaryota, Fungi, Ascomycota, Sordariomycetes, Hypocreales, Hypocreaceae. Gene Ontology annotation, molecular function: hydrolase activity. The record is from RefSeq and is a predicted model, not a curated record. Bases 1 to 1902 code for a protein of 633 amino acids. The transcript is spliced from 4 exons.
AUGGGGGAAGAAACUGUCCCUACAGCGGAACCUCGCGUGACCUUUUCAUCGGGCCGAGUUGGGAGCAGCGGCAGUUCCGAAGCACCAGACCUACGUAUUCUACAUUACAACGAUGUCUAUCAUGUUGACCAAGCCAGUGCAGAGCCAGUGGGAGGUUUGGCGAGAUUCAUAACGCUCUGCAAGGAGUACAAGGAUGGGGAGCAGUAUCAAGGCCAGCCUGGGCUGCUUACCCUGUUCUCGGGUGAUGCCUUCAACCCAAGCUUGGAGAGUAGUGUUACCAAGGGAGCUCAUAUGGUUUCCGUCCUGAAUGCUGUUGGCACAGACGCCAGUUGCGUCGGAAACCACGAUCUGGAUUUUGGAGUCAAGCAGUUUGAGCACCUGGCUGAAAAGUGUGAAUUUCCAUGGCUUCUAGCCAACGUUCUAGAUCCUGCCCUGGGAGAAGAUGUCCCGCUGGGUAACGCUAAGAGGACUCAUAUGCUCACCACCUCCAACGGCAUCAAGGUGGGCCUUAUUGGUCUGGGUGAGAGGGAAUGGCUUGCAACCAUCAACAGUCUUCCGCCAAAUCUCAUCUACAAAUCAGCCACUGCCGUCGCCAAGGAACUCGUCCCAAAGCUGCGAGAGGAAGGCGCUGAGAUUGUCAUCUGUCUGAGCCACAUGAGAGAGCCCAACGACAACAAGUUAGCCGACCAGACGGAUGGCAUCAUUGACAUUAUUCUGGGUGGACAUGACCAUUACUAUGCUCACAGCUUCAGAAAUGGAACUCAUGUCCUGCGCUCUGGAACGGACUUCAAGCAGCUCAGCUACAUCGAGGCGCGACGAAAGCAGGACAAUCCGAAGCGAUGGGAUUUCGACAUUUGGAGAAGAGACAUUACGUCCGAGGUACCCGAGGAUGAGCCCACGGCCAAACUAGUGAACAGCUUGACGUCUAAGCUACAAAAGUCACUUGCCAGGCCCGUUGGAUGGACAGCCAUGCCGCUCGAUGCUCGGUUCAUCACCGCUCGCUUAAAGGAGUCCAACAUGGGCAACUUUGUGUGUGACAUUAUGCGUUCCUAUCAUAACGCUGAUUGUGCCAUUAUGGCUGGUGGUACGAUUCGUGGUGAUCAGAUUUAUCCUCCUGGAGCAAUUCGCAUCAAGGACAUCACUUCUUGCUUUCCCUUUGAAGAUCCUGUUGUUUUACUAAAGGCUAAAGGGCAGGCGAUCUGGGAUGCGCUAGAAAACGGCGUUUCAUUGUAUCCUGCCUUGGAAGGGAGAUUCCCCCAAGUUUCCGGCAUUGAGUAUGAGUUUGAUCCAUCGAAGCCGUCUGGCCAGAGGAUCUUGUCCGUCAAGAUUAACGGCAAGACUUAUGAGCCAGAGAAGUUUCUGCUCGUCAAGUCGGAGGGCGGAGAGGUAGAGGAGAUUGUCGACGAAGAGAGCGGUAUCCUCCUUUCUGCUAUGCUCCGCCAGUACUUUAUGGCCCUCCGAACAGUCGGCCAGUGGAAGAAACUGUCUGACAACUGGAACCAUAUCGUAAAGGAUUGUGGUCACACUCAGUUACCAUCCGAAGUGUUCAAGGGUGAAAGCCAAGUGGGCCGGCUUGGCCUCCACGAGCAUAAAGAAAACGGGGAUAAGGACCCCUGGCGCAAGUUCUUGCGAUCAAGGCUAGGCUACAGCAAGAAGCCUCAUGACGAAGACGAUGACGCCCAUUUUGAAGCUGGUACAGAGAGCGAUCACUCGGGAAGCGAUUCGGAUAGCCAGCUUGACCUUGAGAUAUUGUUGAUGAGAAAGUUUUGGGGCCGCUGGGCUCAUAAGGCAGGUGUUAAGGGUUGUGUUUGCGACUCCCUGAAAGAGGCCGAGUGUGCCGUGGACUGGACGAGAGUGAUAGCACCCGUGCUCGAAGGACGUAUCAAGAUUGUCGGAUCAUAA